Cladophialophora psammophila CBS 110553 is the source of this 1101-nucleotide messenger RNA. RefSeq lists its product as uncharacterized. NCBI's taxonomy places the organism in Eukaryota, Fungi, Ascomycota, Eurotiomycetes, Chaetothyriales, Herpotrichiellaceae. Gene Ontology annotation, molecular function: structural constituent of ribosome. The record is from RefSeq and is a predicted model, not a curated record. Gene Ontology annotation, cellular component: ribosome. The coding region runs from base 1 to 1101 and encodes 366 amino acids. The transcript has a single exon. Gene Ontology annotation, biological process: translation.
AUGAACCCGUCUUCUGCGACGACGUUCGCGCGUGCCUGUGCCUGCGCCUGCGCCGGUCGGGCAAGACCUACUGCACCGCAGAGCCUGCUGCUCGUCCUGCGGACGCAGUCGACAGCACCGUCACUGGUCGCCAGUCGAGGAACGAAUCGCCAUCUUUCGUCGCGAUGCCGCAAAGUCCCUGUACAGCAGCAGCAGCAGCAGCAACGAACGUUCUCUUCAACAUGUCUCCUACACCGAGCACAGCCUAUCACUGACCUGCCGCCGCCGGCAUCUUCGGAGGGACUCGACGCCUCGAUGAUCCUGGGCAAAUCAAGCGGUGACGGAUCAAACAUUGCCCCGAGCAUACUCUCACGCGCAUCGACGGAUCCUGACUCGAAAGGAUCGUCUUCUACCUCUGUCCCUCAACGCUCAUCACAAUCACCACCCACUCCACCACCCUCGUUGCAAAAUGAGAAAACCACAACCUCGUCAUCGUCGUCGUGGGAUCCCUCGCUGAUCUACCCUUCUUCCUCCUCCUCACACGAAAUCGCCGCCCGGGAUGCCGCCUUCUUAUCUACAUCGCCUACGCUGGUGGGGACCGUGUCCAGGGUGGGGACGAUGCAAAAGACAGUGCGGGUGACGCGCCAGAUCCAGGUGUGGCACGCGCAUUUCCAGAAACACUACACGCGCCCGACGCACAGCCUAGUCCACGACCCGCACAACCUGCUCCUGGAGGGGGACGUGAUCAGGUUCGGCGCGUUUCCCCCGUCGAUGAGGGAAGAGCGCGACCGCCGCGGACAGGUGGUGGUCAAGAGACAUCGGCCGCGCGACCGCAACGGGGUGGUCAAGGAACAGGGGGUGCGGUACAUUGUGCGCGAGGUCAUCAGCCCCUUUGGCGUGCCCCUCGAGCAGAGACAGCCGCGGGCCGUAGGGAGCGACAAGGGCAGAUGGCUCGGCACCGAGGGCGAGAUGAAGAAGCUGGCAUUGAGGCAGAAGGGGAGACGGGAUGGCAAAGGCGCCAGCGCCAGCACCACCAGCACCAGCACCAGCAGGACAAGCCGGGCGAAAGCAGGGGCAGUGAAAGGGAGAGGGGGAUCGGCAGCGAACCCGGUGCCCGCGUAA